This is a messenger RNA of Lemur catta (Ring-tailed lemur), 5076 nucleotides long. RefSeq names its product solute carrier family 26 member 4 (gene SLC26A4). NCBI's taxonomy places the organism in Eukaryota, Metazoa, Chordata, Mammalia, Primates, Lemuridae. The record is from RefSeq and is a predicted model, not a curated record. Gene Ontology annotation, molecular function: bicarbonate transmembrane transporter activity; oxalate transmembrane transporter activity; secondary active sulfate transmembrane transporter activity. Bases 446 to 2788 code for a protein of 780 amino acids. The transcript is spliced from 21 exons. Gene Ontology annotation, cellular component: membrane. Gene Ontology annotation, biological process: transmembrane transport.
CUCCGCUCCUCCGCACCUGUGCCAGACUGUGGAGUUCCCCGAUUCACAACCUGGGAGUCAAGGUCAGCGAUCCCAGUGAUUGCUGACCUUUUCCUCCACGCCGGGCUCUGCUCUCCACCAACUAAUCCCGGGGCCGACCAGCCCCUGACCUCGCAGCCCGCAUGAGAAAUUGGGGGGUGAGUGAGGAUCCAGGUGGCCCCUGCGUGACGCCCAGUAAAGAUUCUCAGCCUUUCCUGUUCGGGAAAGGGAAGGAAUGCGGGAGGGGUAGGAUUUCUUUCCUGAUAGGAUCGGCAGGGAAAGACCGCAGCCUGCGUGUCCUUCCUUUCGACCAUGGUGUCUCUAUUGCUCCGUAAAUAAAACGUCCCACGGCCGUGCGCGAGAGCUAUAAAGGCAGCGGGACAGCGGUCCGCGGGGCAUUCGGGGCGCGGAGCGAGCGGAGCAGGUCAUGGCUGGGCCGGGAGGCAGAUCCGAGCCGCCGCAGCUCCCCGAAUACAGCUACAGCUACGUGGUGUCGCGGCCGGUCUACAGCGAACUCGCCUUCCAGCAAAGGCACGAGCGGCGCCUGCAGGAGCGCAAGACGCUGCGGGAGAGCCUGAGCGAGGGCUGCAGUUGUUCGAGAAAGAGAGCCUUCGGUGUGCUGAAGACCUUCGUGCCCAUCUUGGAAUGGCUCCCCAAAUACCGAGUCAAGGAGUGGCUGCUCAGUGACAUCAUUUCGGGAGUUAGUACUGGACUAGUGGCUACGCUACAAGGGAUGGCGUAUGCUUUACUAGCUUCAGUUCCUGUUGGAUAUGGUCUCUACUCUGCUUUUUUCCCUAUCCUGACAUACUUUAUCUUUGGAACAUCAAGACAUAUCUCAGUCGGACCUUUUCCAGUGGUCAGUUUAAUGGUGGGAUCUGUUGUUCUGAGCAUGGCCCCCGAUGAAAACUUUCUCGUAUCGAGCAGUAACGGAACUGUGUUAAAUACUACCACGGUAGACUCUGAAGCUAGAGAUGCAGCAAGAGUGUUGAUUGCGAGCACCCUCACUCUUUUGGUUGGAAUCAUACAGUUGAUAUUUGGAGGUUUGCAGAUUGGAUUCAUAGUGAGGUACUUGGCAGAUCCUUUGGUUGGUGGAUUCACAACAGCUGCUGCCUUCCAAGUUCUGGUUUCACAGCUAAAGAUUGUCCUCAACGUUUCAACCAAAAAUUAUAAUGGGGUUCUCUCCAUUAUCUACACUUUGGUUGAGAUUUUUCAAAAUAUUGGUAAUACCAAUCUUGCUGAUUUCAUUGCUGGAUUACUCACCAUUGUCGUCUGUAUGGCAGUUAAAGAAUUAAAUGAUCGAUUUAAACACAAAAUCCCAAUCCCUAUUCCUAUAGAAGUAAUUGUGACAAUAAUUGCUACUGCCAUUUCAUAUGGAGCCGACUUGGAAAAAAAUUACAAUGCUGGCAUUGUUAAAUCCAUCCCAAGGGGGUUUUUGCCUCCCGCACUUCCACCUGGAAGCCUGUUUUCUGAGAUGCUGGCUGCAUCGUUUUCCAUCGCCGUGGUGGCUUAUGCCAUCGCAGUGUCCAUAGGAAAAGUGUACGCCACCAAGUACGAUUACACCAUCGACGGGAACCAGGAAUUCAUUGCCUUCGGGAUCAGCAACAUCUUCUCGGGAUUCUUCUCUUGCUUUGUGGCCACCACUUCCCUGUCCCGCACCGCUGUCCAGGAGAGCACGGGAGGAAAGACACAGAUUGCUGGUAUCAUCUCAGCUGGGAUUGUCAUGAUCGCCAUUGUGGCCCUGGGGAAGCUUCUGGAACCCUUGCAAAAGUCGGUCUUGGCAGCUGUUGUAAUUGCCAACCUGAAAGGGAUGUUUAUGCAGGUGUGUGACGUUCCUCAGCUGUGGAGGCAGAAUAAGAUUGAUGCUGUUAUCUGGGUGUUUACGUGUGUAGUGUCCAUCAUUCUGGGGCUGGACCUUGGUUUACUCGCUAGCCUUAUAUUUGGACUAUUGACUGUGGUCUUGAGAGUUCAGUUUCCUUCAUGGAAUGGCCUUGGAAGCAUCCCUAGCACAGAUAUCUACAAAAGUACCAAGAAUUACAAAAAUAUUGAAGAACCUGAAGGAGUGAAGAUUCUUAGAUUUUCUAGUCCUAUUUUUUACGGCAACGUGGAUGGUUUUAAAAAAUGUAUCAAGUCCACAGUUGGAUUUGAUGCCAUUAGAGUAUACAAUAAGAGGUUGAAAGCACUGAGGAAAAUACAGAAACUCGUAAAAACUGGACAAUUAAGGGCAACAAAGAAUGGCAUCAUAAGUGAUGCUGGUACACCGAAUAAUGCUUUUGAGCCUGAUGAAGAUAUUGAAGAUCCAGAAGAACUUGAUAUCCCGACCAAGGAAAUAGAAAUUCAAGUGGAUUGGAACUCUGAGCUUCCAGUGAAAGUGAAUGUUCCCAAAGUGCCAAUCCAUAGCCUUGUGCUUGACUGUGGAGCUAUAUCUUUCCUGGACGUUGUUGGAGUGAGGUCAUUGCGGGUGAUUGUCAAAGAGUUCCAAAGAAUCGACGUGAAUGUGUACUUUGCAUCACUUCAAGAUCAUGUGAUAGAAAAGCUGGAGCGGUGUGGAUUCUUUGAUGACAACAUUAGAAAGGACACAUUCUUUUUGACUGUCCACGAUGCUAUACUCUAUCUACAGAACCAGGUGAAAUCCCAAGAGGGUCAAGAUUCCAUUUUAGAAACGAUCACCCUCAUUCAAGAUUGUGAAGAUCAUCUUGAAUUAAUGGAAGCGGAGCUGAUUAAAGAAGAGCUUGAUGUCCAGGAUGAGGCAAUGCGUAAACUUGCUUCCUGAAAUCGGGCUCAGGAGGUCUCUAUGAGCAAGGACUGCAAGAUAAAACUGACCCACCAAUAUCAUUCUAUGCAAACAUUUUCUAUAUUGACUAUUUCUUCAGUCUUGAAACACUCAUUCUUUUUCUAUAACAUUUUUUUAAAUCUUUGAUUUUUUUAAACCCCUUAGCCGUUGAAAGAGAAGCACUAAAAUUGUUCCUACACUUUAUUUAUAAAAUAAACAGCUUGCUUCUAAAAUGUGCAAAAUGGUGAGGAGAAUUAUUCAGGUCAUUUAGCAAUGUCCAGAUCUGCUGAUGUUUUAAUAUGCCGUUGAUCCCUCACGACAGAUUUGCUAACAGUGUUCAUGUGGGUACUGGCGUGUCUCUGUUCAGCUGGAGUGAGUGCUGACCCAACAGCCUGUGGUCAGGUGAGUCAGGAAUGACUAACCAUAGAGAAAAAUCAGUCUUUGACAGAACUUGAUAGCCAUGAGCUGCGCUGAUCACAGGGUCACCCUCAGUAAAUGCUAAAAUGUGAUGAUUCAGUAAAUGCUGCACUGGUCACAUUCAGUAAAUGCUGAAAUGUAAUUAGUAAUGCAUUUGUCAACCAAAACCUGCAAAAAUCACUUUGGGGACGUAAUUCAAAAGUUUUUAGAAUGCAAGUUUGGUUAGUACUUAAUAAUGAAGUGUUAUUAUACGGUAACCAGAUAUAUAACUAGAAUUCAGGAUCCCUUUGAUCCUGGAAAUGGUUUACUUAAAAGCUACAGAACUAGGCUGAUACAUUUUAGAAACACUGAUGCAGAGAAAUGAAUCAAUGAGAUUUUUGUGGUUUAUAGAAAUCAUGUUUUGAUAUGAUAAUCAUGGAUCACAGUUGAGAUCAAAGCAAAUAUAUGACAGAUUAUUUCUACUUUAAAUAUAAAGUUUUAAUUUACCUUAGUCUAUAGAAAUGAUCGUUGCAUAGAGGUAUAUAUAGCUAUGGUCUAUUUAGAAUCUGAUAUGAAAACGGUACUGUUUUGAGCAAAAAAAAUUUGGUAUGUUUGUAAGACUGUAAUGAUUAAAAUGAGUUUAUAUUUUUUCCGUAAAAUUUUGGCAGUAUGUUUGCAUCCAUUAAAGUACCAAGAAAAAUAAAUAAAUAAAGUAGAAUUUUAGCAGUAUGUAAUCUUUAACUGAAUUCUGACCACUUUUCAAAAAAAAUCUAAAAGUGAACUGCCUAUGGGAGUCUAUGUUUAAAAUGAAUUUUUAAAGACAAAGCAAUUCUAUAUAAACAUCAUAUAAAAAAUUGAUUUGGAAUAUAUAUUGAAAAUACAUAGGUUUUUUAGAAGUCCAUAUUUUAAGCCAAAAAUUUUUAUUUUAGAUCUUUUGUUUUUACUUAGUCUUUUCUGAGUGCCAACAGUUUUCUAGGUAUUAUGUAUCACAUGUGGGCUUUGGUCUUAAUGGACUAUUUCCAUAUAUGUCAGACUGGAGUGAAUGAAGUACUUCAUUCUAGAGAAAAAUAAAUACCCAGGUUUCCAGUCGACAAUCUCUUGCUUGAUUGAGAACUACUCUUGGUAUAUUCAGGGGAUUGGUUCCAGGACCCCGACAUAUACCAAAAUCCACGCACACUCAAGUUCUUUAGUAGGCCCUGUGCAAAGGUAGAAUGUCUUAUCUCUGUUUUUCUUACUAAACACAAUCAGAAACACUGCAUCUACUUCUGAAGCAUAUCAAAUUGUUUGAUAUCUGGUCACAGCAUAACCAGGAUUAUAUUGCUGGCUAUCUACAGCAAUACCUACUUAUUAUUGUUAAUAUAAUGGCAAUAAAUCAUAUAUCUGAAGAGUAUGUAAUAGUCUUGCAGAAAACGAAUGAAUACCUCUGUUCAAUAAAGGCAAUAUGUACUGCUCAUUUUUUUCUUAAAGGAAAUACCAAAGUUACAUUUUACAACAAGGCUAGAGUUUUGUAAAUUUUGGGUCCAUUUGUGACUAUAUGAGACCACAGUUUAACUUGUUCUCAAGCACACUCUGGAAUACUGUCUACUUUAUGAAUUUUGUGAAUAUAAGCAUACUUUUAAUUCUGUAUUGUCAAUGGAAAUUUUACUUUAAAGCUGUCUUUUGCUAUAUUUUUAACCUGUAGAAUAAGAUUUCAAUAUUGUAUAUGAGUUUCAAUAACUGAAAAAAAAUCAAAUCAUGUACAUUUGGAAAUAUUUGCACAUAUUUUUAAAUAAAUGUAAAGUUGCCUUUUAAACUACUCAGAUGUAUCCUUUCUGAAUAAAACUAUUAAAUAUAAUAAAAAAUGAGCCUGGUAUGGUGGUACACACCUGCAGUCUCAGCUACUGGGGAGGCUG